This is a messenger RNA of Podospora pseudopauciseta, 219 nucleotides long. RefSeq lists its product as uncharacterized. NCBI's taxonomy places the organism in Eukaryota, Fungi, Ascomycota, Sordariomycetes, Sordariales, Podosporaceae. The coding region runs from base 1 to 219 and encodes 72 amino acids. The transcript has 2 exons. The record is from RefSeq and is a predicted model, not a curated record.
AUGAUUUCAUCCAAGCCUUCGCCGUUCCACUGUACCCGAAACUCGUCCAUAAUUCUUGACGUUCGACGACAAACACAGGCUCAAAAUGCACCACGUCGACAUGUUGCACCACUGGACGACUCCAGAGAAACAUGCACCUGCACCAUCGCAACCGGCGGCGGCGCCACAAUCGAGAGGCUCUCCUCCUGGUGCAACUACAAGUUCCUCAACUUCAAAUAG